Messenger RNA from Penicillium alfredii, 225 nucleotides. RefSeq lists its product as uncharacterized. The transcript has a single exon. The record is from RefSeq and is a predicted model, not a curated record. Lineage: Eukaryota; Fungi; Ascomycota; Eurotiomycetes; Eurotiales; Aspergillaceae. The coding region runs from base 1 to 225 and encodes 74 amino acids.
AUGCAUGCUUAUAUAUGGCUCCAUCGGCGCAUCGGACGUGCAGCUGCAGCGUCUCUGCAGCGAACCGGAAGGUGUAUUGAGCCGAACUCCUCGAUUAAUAAUCGCGGCAGCCGGAGCAAGCCACCAUCCAGCCUCGGGAGCGGAUGCUGCGCGUACCGAGCCAUUGCCACCGGAAGGUCGACAUGGAAGCAACAGGAAAAGUACCGUGAAUCUGUAUAUGCAUAG